AAUAAUGGAAGAAUCUGAUUUUAAAAAAUAUAGUGAGAAAAUUGAUAAAUUAAAAGAAGAAAGGAACUUGAUGAACCAACAACUUGACCAAAAAAUUUGUGAUUUGGAAAAGAUGAUGGAAGAUGUUAAAGAAGAAAAGAAAUUAAUGAAUCAACAACUUGACCAAAAAAUUUUUGAUCUGGAAAAGAAGAUGGAAGAUGAAAUGAAAGAGAAACAAGGAGAGUCUUCUGGUGGCGGGAAAAGGAAGUGUGAAGAUACAUCCACAGAGGCAGAGGAACGUUCAGUCAAAAAAAUUCGACUUGAUGUCGAUAAAGAAUCUGAAGAUGUUAAGGAAGAGGUUGAAGAUCAGGGGCUUAUUGAGGUUUGUUAA
Messenger RNA from Meloidogyne enterolobii, 370 nucleotides. The record is from the annotation of a GenBank genome assembly. Lineage: Eukaryota; Metazoa; Nematoda; Chromadorea; Rhabditida; Meloidogynidae.